Messenger RNA from Tetranychus urticae (two-spotted spider mite), 4169 nucleotides. RefSeq lists its product as uncharacterized. Gene Ontology annotation, molecular function: GTPase activity; GTP binding. The record is from RefSeq and is a predicted model, not a curated record. NCBI's taxonomy places the organism in Eukaryota, Metazoa, Arthropoda, Arachnida, Trombidiformes, Tetranychidae.
CGAGAUAAAUUGAUCAUUUCACAGUUGAAAUUUGCAGUUCAACAGUUGUGAUUCAUUUGUUUAAUUAAAUGGUCAAUUGGUGGUUUUCAGGUCUUUUUAAGGGAAUCCGCUUUAACUUAUUCUCCUCAAUAAAUUGAUUGUUGAUACACAUUCCAAUUUAGAUAGUCGUAGUUUAGUCAAAUGCAAGAUAAAAUUAUAAUUAAUUCGAUAUAUCGAGAUGUAUAUCGGUAUAUCGAUGCGCAUUUCGAUAAUCUAAUUAGGAUGUUGAGUCAUUUCAUUCAUUUACAGUUUAAUUUUAGUUAAAUCCUUGAUUAUAAUUUGAGUGAACAGUUAAUUGUCCAUCUCAUUUAAUUAAUCUAUUGUUACUCAUCAAAACAUGGAUCCGAAAUAAGUUAAUUAUUGAACUUAAUGUUACUCCUGAAAAUUUCAAGCUUACUUUGGUUAGUUGCUUUCACGAGCAGUAGAUGGUAAUAAGGGCAAUAAAAGGUAAUGGGAAUUAUCUUUUUACAACUAGUGUUUCAACUCAAUUUAAUCAUUAACUCUUACAAGUAAACAAGUGAAUUAGUGACUUUUUACCGAUGACUUGGACUUAAUUAACUCUUUUGUUAAGUCAAUUUUAAGAGGAAUGUUCACUCUUUCUAUUUUAACACCUUUCCAUUUUCAAGCAAUGCAUUCUUAGCUACUGUCAAUUAGACUUAAGGCGACUUUUCGAUAAUCUUUAUUUUGUUUAUUUUAAAUCCUCGACAAUCUGUUUCUAGUUUUCACCUUUUAUCUCCACUCAAAUCUGUGAUUCAGUUUCAAUGUCUACCCUUUGUGCUCUCCUAUUUCACCUCAACUCGUUUUGCUUUCUUAUGUUGAAUCACUAUUCAACCAAUCUGAUAACUCGUUGAACUUUCCUAACUGUGAUUUGAAUGGAAGAACGCUGUGAAAGCUUCUAUAAGGCUUUUUCAUAAUUGACAUCGGUAAUCCAUUAGCUAUUGAUUUGAAAUUAUGGAAGUGCAACCAAAGUCUCAGAACCUGAAUCAUCCCAUCUUUACUUAUUAAUUUUCCAUUCAAUAUAUGGACGAAUCUGAAGGCAAAACAGUCUAACGGUUAAUUAUGAUGGAUUCAAUUAGUAAUUAUGAACUCUAAAUCACAACUUAAGACAAUGUGAAGGAAUAUUCAAACAAAAAUUACAGGAUGGAUAAUUUUAUCAAAACAUAUGUGAAAAUCGCUGCUUAAAAAAUUGGAAUCUAAUGGUUAAACCAACUGAUGCUGUACCAAAGCCACCACAGUGUGAAAUAAAGUUCAAUUUAUUCCUGUUCCCCAGCCAACUUUGGCUAACUUUAUUCAACAUUUACCAAUGUAGCCGUUAGCAUAUUAACUUGGAUCAAGUUUGACUGACGAACUGGGGUCCAUUGAAAUUACUUUGCUCAAACAAUAUAACCUGAAAUCCCAAAUGGCUACAGUUAAAAUUAAAACCAACCAGUUCACAUUUCAACAUGUUUCCACACUUGAAGAAUGACUUGAAUUCAUAUCAACAAGCUUGAGCUCUAACCAAGCAAUUCCCAUAGAGUUGACCAUCGAUUCCACCAGAAGCUACCCUUUUCAAUCAAAAUAUCUGUUAAUGGCAAGAAAAUAAACCAGCCAUUGUAUAAAGUCAUUGACUAAAUUGUUGUAAUAGAUUCUAUACUAUCUAUUUGUAUGUAAACUACAAGUAACAUUAGCAUGUUGAUCAACCAACGGAGACCACUACACAAGCAACAAAAAAAGAUGAAUAUUUGCCAUUUAAAUUCAACGGAUACAUCUCAUUCCCUAAUGCAAAUCAAGAAUGGAAAGGAAAAAUACCCAAAAAAGGAAGGAACCAAAGUGACCCUAAAAAGUACCAUUCGCUUGAUUUAUUGUUAACAUUUGGAUUUAUUCAUAUUUCAAUAUUCAUCUUCACCAACCAAGCCAAACAGAUUAUUUAAACAUAAAAAAAUAACUCAUCAACAAAAUAUGCAUAAAGUAUUGGAUUAAACUAGUCAAACCAGAGGAUUUCUGAAAGACAAGUAACAAGAUAUAAAAGAAGAAAAGAAUGUUGGAAAUAACUUGAAAACAAUUUUACAUGAUCCAGGUGAAGAGAAAAGGAAAACAAGAAGAUAAAAAAAUGUACAGAAUUUAAAGGUAAUCAGGAGCAAAGAAAGAUGAAUCGAUGAUGAAAAUGGUGAUGAUAAAACUCCCAACUGAUCGCGCCAACUCAUUGAAUGAUACACUCAUUGGCAACAAUUGGUUAAAAGAAGAGAGGAAAAGACAAAUUCUUAUAGAAAAUUUUGACUCUAAAAAGGUAACUUCUCAACUGGUUAACUUUUGGUACAACUCUUGCAGUGAAAGUAGAAAGGUGUAAAAAAAGUAGAGUCAGUUUAUCAACACAAAUCAAACUGAUCAUCAAAGCCAUCAUCUUGUUACAUCUGCAAAAGCAUUUGAAAAACAUCUGAAAGUGAACAAUAAAACUCUGAAGCAAUUCUUGUCAAAACAAUUGAUUCCCAGCAUCAAGCAAAACCUGAUAAAAGAAAGCUACUUUUCAAAAGGAUCUCAUUUUUCAUCAAACAAAUUGAUUCCUGUUAUUUAAAUCUUUCAAAGUUGCUAUCCAUAUAAAAGCUUUCAUCAAGUGUAAAACUCACCCUCAUCAUUUUAACCAUCAUUUCAACCAUCACUUUCACCACCAUCAUUACCAUAAUUGUUGAAGAUUUGCAGAAGAGAAGAAAAAAAAUCGAGUUAAAUCCACAAAUAAUUGGAACCAAAUCUAAAGGUUAAUUGUUUUUUCAGUUUUUUGUUGGCACCUUUGGGUUGAAUCUAAACCAUGAAUGUGAACAUAGUCUGAACUAUUUAAAAACUAGGUGAAACAUGUCUAAACCCGGUCUUGGGUUACCUGGACGUCGUCGUCAUUCAAGGAUUUCAUUUUUACCAAGAGUAAGUUCAGAAGUGGUUGAUUAUGGUGGCCAUUCUGCUUCAUCUGGUCAUCCAGCAUCGGCUUCAUCAUCAAAUUCAUCGUCUUCAUCAAAUAUACGAUCAGUAGGAUCAUCUUCUCACGGUGAUAAGGAUAAAUAUCGUCUAGUUGUCAUGGGUGCAUCCAAAGUGGGGAAAACUGCAAUCAUCAAGCGUUUUCUUUACGAUGCUUUUCCUGCUGAUCACAAUCCAACUGUUGAAGAGCUUCACAAAAGUGAAUAUGAAAUAAAAGGAAUUGGUACCGUAGCUGUGGAAAUUUUAGACACCAGUGGCACCUUUUCGUUUCCAGCGAUGCGUCGUCUUGCAAUCAAUAGUGGUAGUGCUUUCAUCUUAGUUUAUGCAAUUAAUGACAAGGAAUCAUUUGAUGAGGUUACAUCACUUAGGGAGAUGAUUGCUAAAACUAAAGGGUCCUCAAAUGGCAACUCUAAUGAAUCAACAGCUUCCAACAAUUGUCCCGAUUCAAAUGGUCACAAUGAUAACAAUAGCAAUAUCAACAAUAAUUCAAACAAUAACGCAGACGAUAGUAAUAAUAGAAACAAUGCUUUUAGUCAAUCAACAGCCGAUCAAUCAUCUGGUGAAACAUUAAUUGAACCUGCCCAGGUUCCUAUUGUAAUUGCUGGUAACAAAAUUGAUCUUUCCGAGUCUCGAAUUAUAUCUAAGGAAAUGGUCGAAUUUGAAUGCAUUGAUUGGGAAGUAGGUUUUGUAGAAUGUUCAGCAAAGAAUAAUGACAACAUAACAUCGAUAUUUCAACAAUUACUUUUACAAGCUCAUCUUAAGGGUUCUCUUAAGAUUAUUGCUGGUCCAUCAACACAUUACCAUCAACAUUCCCAUCAUCACAAUCCCUGGUCAUUAUUAACUUCCAGUAAUCAUCAUUCAUCGUCCAAUAAUGGUUGUCAUGCUAAUCAUAACAAUAGCCCAAAUGGCAGCCAUUCUACCUUUUCAGCAUUCUCAACUGACCCUCAUCUAAAUGACGUUAAAAAAUCAGAAUCAAAUUCUCGUAGACGGUCAAGUUUACCAGUUACCGAUCUGUUCAAUUAUUCAAUGUCAUUGGGUGGACUCAAGAAUCAUCGGUCAUCACCGAGAAAGAAAAGGAAAAGUUGUACUCCUUCUUAAUUGUCGGCAAUCUAAACUGGAGUCUAUCCAAAAGAGCAAUCAAAUGAUACAAUAGCAUUUAUAAUAGUUUAAGUGACAUUAUUUAGAAC